AUGCAUAUUACUUCGUGUCGAGAGAGAGAGAGAGAGAGAGAGAAAAGAGAAGUAGAAGCAUACAAAGUGAGAGGAGGCGGUAAUGCUAUUUUAACGUCGUAUAUUAUUGAUAUUCUACUUCAACGAAGCCAACUCAGACGAAGGAACGAGAAUGCGCAACCUUCAAAUAUUUUUUCAAGUAUAUUAGUACAGAGGAAACACGGCACUGCCCUGUUUAACAUUGUCCCAAAACAGAUCAAAGAGGAAAAGGAUCCCAUCACCUUUAAACGGAAUCUGGACAAUCUUCUUCAAGGAAUACCACCUAUGCCUGGAUACAACUCCCUCAACAUGAACUCCCUACUCAAAUGGACCAUGGAUAAUGCUGUGCAGUUCUUCCCUUAUACCGGUAUCAGGAAAAAACAAAUGUAAAAAUAUGUUUAAAUGUGCCAUGCCACACGUGUCAAUUAAGUUACCAAACUGAAGCGAAAACCAAACACGUAUUAAAAGUCGAUUUUGAAGCUGGAAAUUUAUAUCAUGUACUAUGUUUUCACUCCCACUUCUUCGUUAUCAAUAUUUUCAAAUAAAGAAUGGGCAGCUUCUAAAAA
Octopus bimaculoides (California two-spot octopus) is the source of this 584-nucleotide messenger RNA. RefSeq lists its product as uncharacterized. The record is from RefSeq and is a predicted model, not a curated record. NCBI's taxonomy places the organism in Eukaryota, Metazoa, Mollusca, Cephalopoda, Octopoda, Octopodidae.